Molecule: messenger RNA, 1014 nt
Organism: Desarmillaria tabescens
Lineage: Eukaryota; Fungi; Basidiomycota; Agaricomycetes; Agaricales; Physalacriaceae
Exons: 17
Coding region: 1-1014 (337 amino acids)
Source: RefSeq, a predicted model, not a curated record
AUGGACCUGAAUCCUGUACCAAUCCCGCUACUUGGUGCCACGUUCGGGGUAAUUCUCGUCGGAGCCAUCCUUUCUGCCAUUCUAUUUGGGAUAUUAAAUCUCCAGUCUAUCUGGUACUUCAAGCAGUACCCAAAUGACUGGUGGUUUUAUCGAGCCGCUGAAUUUAUUGAGCAGGUUGCGGUCAUUUGGGUCCUAGAUACACUGGAUGUCGCAGUUAGCACUCAUGCCUUGUACUUCCUUCUCGUAGAGACUCGUAUAGUGGGCAAGUUCCUAGCUUUGGAUCAACUUGAUAUAAUUUGGAGCUGCAAGUUGCAUGUUCUUCUUGAAACUUUUAUCAAAGUAGCGGUCCAAGCUAUAUAUGCUGUACGACUGUGGAAAGGUCGCUUAUUGGCUCUUCGCUUUGGUUCUUCACUAACACCUGCUGAUGGCCAGUCCGACAACAUUUUCAUCUGGGUCGAAUCAUACCCUGGUUUCUUGCCCUCAUCACGGCUUGUAAUGUCGUUGUUGAGUUUCUGCUUUUAUGAUUUACCCUUCACUUCCAUAGGCGCUGGAAUGUAUCUAGUUUACGGAGCCUACAGUAUAUCCACCUUCUCCGACAUUCCUACUAUCAAAAAUGAAAUCAUCGCGGUGUUCUCGACAACCACAGCAGUUGAUUUCAUCAUAUCCAUCACGACGUGUCAUUAUCUGAACCGAAGCAGGGCUGCUUCAAUGUUCCCCAACACCAUCGCGAUGCUGGUUGCGCUGAUGCGGCUGAUUCUGAUAUCUGGGCUGGUUAUGAGUAUAUGCUCUACAGUCAUUCUUAUAACGUUUCUCAUUUGGCCAAAUACGCUCAUAUUCGUUGGGAUCGAUCUCCUGCAGCCCAGAUUGUAUAUCAACUCUUUGUUAGCGAUGUGUGUACCAAACGCCGUCAUCCAUGAACUCUGGGGACUUACUCGAGUGUACAGGCUCAAUGCACGAAAGGAGCUCCGAAGCAUUCAGAGAUCCGAGUUCCUGGAACUGAAAGGUGAAUCUUAG